GCAGCCAGCAAUUGCAGCCUUACAGCAAGACAAUUAACGCAGCAAUCAUGCCGUUCAUCCAGCAUGCAUGCAGCGCCCUCUAAACCCUCGUACUUGCAAAAUUUGCUGCACCAACGCGUGCCACACUGAUGCUGCCAUACGACUGCAGAUCUGCGAGCGGUGCCGAGCGAUGAUUCGCUUGAGUUCGCACACACACGCAUGCGCACCUAUGCGAUCCUAUCUAUAUAACAUCAUCAUUUGUAGGAUCACCUGGCUACCCAAGGCUUGCCGCAACGCCGCAGUAAGGCAGCAAGUCGCAGAGGCCGUGAUCAAAGCCAUCUGCGGCGUGACGGCCUCGGAGACGACGCCGGACAAAGUCGUCGUCCGCGCGCGCCGGCGCACAUAACACGCCAUCGACGCGAUUCACGACGCGAAACGCAGGCUUCGGCGAGAGCACGGACGCGUUCCCGCUGCCGAAGGGCUACUCCCUGAAUCCGGACUUGCAGGCCCACCCCCACGCGUCGAGCGAGAUUGGGAUUGGAUCCGAGGACCCCAUGAAGGGGCCCCAAAAGUAA
Molecule: messenger RNA, 554 nt
Organism: Pelagomonas calceolata
Lineage: Eukaryota; Pelagophyceae; Pelagomonadales; Pelagomonadaceae
Source: the annotation of a GenBank genome assembly